Molecule: messenger RNA, 792 nt
Organism: Drosophila ficusphila
Lineage: Eukaryota; Metazoa; Arthropoda; Insecta; Diptera; Drosophilidae
Product: LIM domain-binding protein 3-like
Exons: 1
Coding region: 1-792 (263 amino acids)
Source: RefSeq, a predicted model, not a curated record
AUGGACACAGUUGUCCUUCUCGACGAGGAGGAGACCGUGCCGUGGGUACCGCCCCAUCGAGAAACACCACCGCCCUCAUACGAGGAGCUUUUCGGGCCGGGCCCGUACCCGGAGCCCGACCCUCCAGCAUCAGCCGGGGUCAGCACCGCUGCCACCAUGGCGGUGCGGGCCACCGGCGCCGCUGCCACGGGCACACCCAGGCCCGCACCCAGUGCCACCGACGCCAAGGAGCAGGCCACGCCCACGCUCACCGCCGCCGACGACACCGCCGACGCGGCAACCGUCCGGGCAGGAGCCAGCACCCCCACGGGGGAUGACUUGCUCGCGCUCCUGCUGGGGAAGCUGGCCGCGUCCCCCGACGGACCCACCACGUCCGCCGCAUCCCAGCAGCGGGAGGCAGUCCGGGCCGCGGUCCGAACAAUAAUGGCCACGAUCCCCACGGCGGAAGCCACUGCUCAACCCGACGCAGCCGCUGGAUCGACCGCCGGCAUCCCACCGGCCGCCACUGCUCAAUCCGACGCAGCCGCCGGAUCGGCCGCCGGCAUCCCACCGGCCGCCACUGCUCCACCCGACGCAGCCGCCGGAUCGGCCGCCGGCAUCCCACCGGCCGCCACUGCUCAAUCCGACGCAGCCGCCGGAUCGGCCGCCGGCAUCCCGCCGGCCGCCACUGUUCAACCCGACGCAGCCGCCGGAUCGGCCGCCGGCAUCCCGCCGGCCGCCAUGGCUCAACUAGACGCCGCCACCCAAGCGGCCGCCCAACCGGACGCCGCCGCCACCCAAGCGGCCGCCUAA